UAUAUAUAUAUAUAUAUAUUCAAUCAUUCAAUUUCACAGAUUAAGUCAUUUAUAAAAUAUCUAAGCAGUAAAACAGUACACUACUGAAAAUGCAACCUCCAUAGUGAAAAGAACUAGAUUAUGUUGGCCUAAACUGGACUUCUGUGUGUAGGUUAACACUUCAGAUCACACUGAGAAAUAAUGACUUUGUCAGAAAUAUGAAAAGUAAAGACUCUUCACUCACCUCAGGCAGAGUUUUCACCAGGCAGUAACAUGUUCUUUCUUCACACAUUCUCACCUGUCUGUCUUCUACCACCAAGUCCACCACUCAUGUCGGAAAAAUUGAGAGGAGACAGGGUGAGUUUUAAUCUUCCCAUACUGCAGAGAAAGCCAUAUGCAGGGUGUUUAUGAACUUCAGUGGUGUUUUUACACAAUAUGUCGGAAUGUUUUGUCUCUAUGGCAACCAUUUUGUGUACAUCCACAUAAACCUGCUGAAAAAGUCAGAUUACAUUGAGUAUUUUUGUAUCCUAAAGAUUUCCUGUUUACUCCCUAAACAUCUAUACGACAGGGACUCAGAGACCAUCAACAUCUAAGGUAGGCUGUUUUUUACAGGAUAUCUUUUUGAGUUUCCAGGACACAUUCAAUAUUUCAGUUUAAGUUAAGUUAGCUAGUUCUAUCCACAGUGACAAAGGUUUACUGGCAAAUAUAAAUUAGUGUGGUAAGUGUGAGAAAUGUUUAUCCACUUCCUAUUGAAGAUCUGUGUUUAUUGUUAGCUAUUUUACACUCAAUACACCACUUUACAUGGAGCUUCUGAUUAAGACACAGUUGCUACAACUGCAUAAAAGGUUAAUGAAUGAUAGAAAAGCUUGUUGCUUUGUGUUGCUCACAAUGAGGCAACAGAUGCAGCGGGAGGCCACCCCACUGCAGGGUAUCCAGUGACAGCACUGGCUUAACGUUAGGCAUAUGAACUGUCAAGGGCUGCAGAACAGAGAGAUGAAAGGUAUAGAGGGAGAGAGACACACACAAAGCCAGGGAAAGUCACAGGCACUUUUGUCUCACUGACUGAGAGGAAUGACAAGGAGAGGAGAGGGACUAAAAUGAGAAAGUCACACAGACGUUGCCUUAGUAUUUGAUGGAAGUAAGAUAUACAGAUAGAAAGGAGAGGGAGGAUGCAGUGUGAGAGGAUGGGAGAACUUUGUGCAGAGUGAAGACCCUGACUUCUCUUUAAUUCUCUCUCAUGCUGAGUUUGAAAAAGUAGCAUUUCAACAGUGAGCUCAGGUAUAAGCUGGGAUAUAUCUCUGAGUUGACAUUUGUAGUCACUAUUUCCUGUAUAUUUUUGUGAUAUGCUGCGUCUUUAAAAACCAUGUUUGAAAUAUUACAAUAUAGAAGAUGACAACAAAAAAAUAAAAUAAAAUAAUGUGCUUUAAAUUGACCUAAAUUCAACAUUUUCUUCCUUCUAACACUAUGAUGACGUAUAUUCAGCCUUGCAUAAAACACAAGCCUUUAAUACAGUUGUAGUAGCCACAUACUCUUCCCAGAAUUGUAUGAUGAUUCCACACAAGUUGGAUGAUCAACAACAAGGGAUUAAGAGGCUAUAAUGAUUGUGUGCAGGGCGGGAUGAAGAAAAGCAAGGCCCCCUCCUCCAGGAGAGCUGAAAUCCAGCAACUGUAUCAAUGCUACACCUCAGGCCAUACAACUUUGCCAGCCUGUGCCCUCCUCAGGUUCCUCCACAAGGAGCAGAUGGAGCUCACAGCAAAUGAGGAGACAGCAGAGAGUCUGAUUGAUAGAUAUGAGAUUGAAGAGACAGCCAGAGAAAACAGGUAUAUGACGUUUGAAGGAUUCCUUAGGUACAUGGAGUCCAAAGACUGCAGCGUGUUCGACCUGGCCCACGCAUCUGUCUACCAAGACAUGGACCAGCCUCUCACCAGUUACUUCAUCUCCUCAUCACACAACACCUACCUGACUGGAGACCAGCUAGUAGGACAGAGCCACCUGGAUGCCUAUGUUUGUGCUCUUAGGAAAGGCUGUCGCUGUCUGGAGAUUGACUGCUGGGAUGGGCCAGACAUGGAGCCUGUAGUCUACCAUGGCUACACCCUGACCACCAAGAUACUCUUUAAGGACGUUAUCACCACUGUAGAGCAACAUGCCUUUGAGGUGUCUGCUUACCCCGUGAUCCUGUCAUUAGAAAACCAUUGCUCCCAAGAGCAGCAGGUGGUCAUGGCCCAGUAUCUCAUCUCUAUCCUGGGGGACAAGCUGCUGAGAACUCCCUUGGAUCACCCAACAACUGGAGACCUCCCAAGCCCAAAUGACCUGAAAUAUAAGAUCCUCAUCAAGAAUAAAAAGCUAAAGCCUCAGAUUAAGAUGGACACAGCAGGGACAGAGGCAGAGGAGAGUGUAGAUGAGGGAGAGGAUGAAGAGGAUGAUGAUGAGGAGGAGGAGGAUCAUCAAAGCAAAGCAACGUUCUGGGCUUCCAGAAAGGCAGGGUCAAAGAUAAAAAAGAAGAAGGUGGUGGUGGUGGCAGAGGCUUUAUCUGACCUGGUCAUAUACACUAGGUCUGUCAAGUUCAUCAGCUUCAGUCAUUCCCAGGACAAUCAGAACUACUAUGAGAACACAUCUAUGGCAGAGAAGAAAGCUCGCAAGCUGGCCAAAGCCUCAGGUGCAAAUUUUGUUCAGCAUAACCAGAAGUUCCUCAGUAGGAUUUACCCUGCAGGCUCAAGGACAUCUUCGUCCAACUACAAUCCUCAGGAGUUUUGGAAUGUCGGCUCGCAGCUCGUGGCACUCAAUUUCCAGUCUCUGGGCUUGCCUAUGGACCUUAAUGAUGGCCGUUUCCAGGACAACGGAGGCUGUGGAUACGUCCUGAAGCCAGCAGUGCUCAUGUCCAGUCAGAGGAGCUUUGAUCCCGGCUGCAGCCAGCACAGCCUCAAACCCACACACCUGCUGCUCAAGGUGAUCAGUGGGUCCAACCUACCUGUUCCCAGGGGUGGCAAAGCUCUGGACCCCUUUGUCAGAGUGGAGAUUCAUGGGAUUGCAUCUGACUCGCGCAGAAAAAACACACACACUGUCAAGAACAACUCUCUGAGUCCUCACUGGGAUGCUGACAUGAACUUCAGCAUCAGCUUAACUGAGAUCUGCCUCAUCCGCUUCUGUGUCCGAGACCAGACUGGGCUCCUCAGCAGUGAUUUUGUGGGCCAGUACACCCUGCCCUUCACCAGCCUGAAGAAAGGCUACCGCUGGGUGCCUCUACGGUCCCGAGAUGGAUGCAGCCUGGAUCCAGCCUCCCUCUUUGUCUUUGUUUGGUAUUCCUAAAAACAGCUCUCCGUAUCAGACUCACACACACACGCCUCACCAACAGAUAGAGAAGCGUGGCUGAUGCGGCAACAACAACAACAAAAAUAUAUAAAUAAAUCAAAAGCACCAUUUCCUCAGAUAUAAAUACCAGUUUUAUUGUCAGAAAAUAGAUGUGCCUUUUCCCUACUGCCUGCACUGUAUGCUACAGAGG
This is a messenger RNA of Micropterus salmoides (largemouth bass), 3478 nucleotides long. Its product is annotated as 1-phosphatidylinositol 4,5-bisphosphate phosphodiesterase zeta-1-like. The transcript has 11 exons. The record is from RefSeq and is a predicted model, not a curated record. Bases 1546 to 3285 code for a protein of 579 amino acids. Gene Ontology annotation, biological process: intracellular signal transduction; positive regulation of cytosolic calcium ion concentration involved in egg activation; lipid metabolic process. Lineage: Eukaryota; Metazoa; Chordata; Actinopteri; Centrarchiformes; Centrarchidae. Gene Ontology annotation, cellular component: nucleus. Gene Ontology annotation, molecular function: phosphatidylinositol-4,5-bisphosphate phospholipase C activity.